CCUGGACGUGUUUCAGGUCCUCGAGGAUCUCCAGGUCACGGGCCGUCCGCGCGGUCCCCCGGGUGGCGAGCCCCUGAGACCACCGGGGUGUCCUUUCGUCCACGGCUCCACCCCUCGCGGGGAGUCCUCGUGAUAAGAGUACCAGAGCCCGAACUGGUCGGACCGCAUCCGGAGGACCAGGACCACGUCGAUCGACGCGAGCACCUCGACGAGGCAAACAUCGAGCCCAUGCAGCGAGAGCCGUCCCAGAUCGAAAAAGAUUACAAGAAGUCGGCGUGCGACAGGGAAAGGACGCGUAUGCGCGACAUGAACCGCGCCUUCGAGUUGCUGCGCUCGAAGCUGCCGAUUUGCAAGCCCCCCGGCAAGAAACUGUCCAAGAUCGAGUCCCUGAGGCACGCGAUAACGUACAUUAGACAUUUACAAAGCCUGUUGGAACCGCGACCGACCUAUGAACCGGCAGUUCGGCCUGCAACCUGUUAUGGAUCCACGUCCUUCGACUCGCAUCAGCAUUACACUCGGUGGGAGUCCUUCGCUUAUUGUCGCUACGAUUGUCACGCUCCUUUCGCCACACCUCCAGCACCGAUGCAUCCCUCGGUGCAUCCUGCGACGCAUCCUGUACAUGAUCCAAUACACGAUCCAAUGCACCCCCCGACCUCCAAGUCUCCGUACUGAUGCAGAUCCCCAGCUCCUAGUCGAAGAAACGGGUGUCUUUCCAAGUGUCUUAAAAAUAAACCGUCCACCUCCUGCGGAUGUCUGUUUUUCCUUGUUCACCUUAAUGUCU
This is a messenger RNA of Orussus abietinus, 781 nucleotides long. It is a transcript of the gene sage, whose product is annotated as protein atonal homolog 8. The transcript has 2 exons. Gene Ontology annotation, molecular function: protein dimerization activity; RNA polymerase II cis-regulatory region sequence-specific DNA binding; DNA-binding transcription factor activity, RNA polymerase II-specific. The annotation marks the transcript as partial. Lineage: Eukaryota; Metazoa; Arthropoda; Insecta; Hymenoptera; Orussidae. Gene Ontology annotation, biological process: mesoderm formation; regulation of transcription by RNA polymerase II. Gene Ontology annotation, cellular component: nucleus. The record is from RefSeq and is a predicted model, not a curated record.